Molecule: messenger RNA, 732 nt
Organism: Hordeum vulgare subsp. vulgare (domesticated barley)
Lineage: Eukaryota; Viridiplantae; Streptophyta; Magnoliopsida; Poales; Poaceae
Exons: 1
Coding region: 32-517 (161 amino acids)
Source: RefSeq, a predicted model, not a curated record
CCGCAGAAGCAAACCAAGGAAACGAUCCAAGAUGCGUCGCGAGGGGCGGCAGCGAGGGUGGGUGCGCGUGUACGACCGCGAGCUGGUCGACCCGGAUUGCAAGCGCCGCGCCGCGCACGUCGUGGACGUCGACGGGCAGGCCCCGGUGGUGGCCAACGGCGGCUACGUCAGGGCGUCGCGGAGGCCGACCAACCACUCCAAGCCCGGCGGCCGCCGCGCCCUCGAGGCGCUCUGCAGGAAGGCCCUCGAGCAGGAGGAGGAGGAGGACGAGGCGCCUCCGCCGCAGCCGGCCGGGCGGUACGGGUACUCGCCGGGCUGGUGGCCCUCGUCGCCGCCCUUCGGCCACGGCGCCGUCGCGCAGAGGCAGGCGCGGGCUCAGCCGGCGCCGGUGCGUUCGGAGGCCGGGAAGGCGUCGUCCAAGGCGGGCCCGGGCCGCAAGUUCAAGCACGGCAAGAUCAGCAAGACGUAUUACCUUGACGAGGACGAGAUCGAUUACCUCUACAACUACGAUCCAUGAGCGGACCGGUCUUGUUUUCCUUUUCGUGUGGAACUCGGCAUGAGGAGCUGUAUAUGCUGGAUCGAAUUGAUGUGUGUCUUUUCCCGUAUAUGCUUUUCUAAUUCUAAUCAAGAUUAAACUUGAUUUUCCGGCUCUUCAACUUUCUUUUUGAGCAAAUCAGACUGUUCAACUGUGUUCCAUAAAAAAGAAAACAGUGUUUGUUGGUCCCGAACUAA